This is a messenger RNA of Spinacia oleracea (spinach), 1065 nucleotides long. Its product is annotated as pleiotropic drug resistance protein 2-like. The record is from RefSeq and is a predicted model, not a curated record. Bases 319 to 1026 code for a protein of 235 amino acids. NCBI's taxonomy places the organism in Eukaryota, Viridiplantae, Streptophyta, Magnoliopsida, Caryophyllales, Amaranthaceae. The transcript has 4 exons.
CGGGUCCAAACUUUUGAUAGAGGCUGAAACAAAUUUGCCACUUCUAUUCACUAUCGCACAUCGCUCACUAUCAAAAUCUCCUUUAGAUUAUCCCAUCAAAAAUUUGUUUUUGUCAAAAAUUAAUAAUAAAAAAAAAAAUUAAUUUGCAUGGAUUAGUCAUUUCGUCUAACAAAAAAUAUUACUACGUACAUGAGAGUAGCCUGGCCAGGAGUCUUAUGUUUUUUUUUUAAGGUGUGAUUAUCCGUAUUAUUGCCAUAUUGGUGGUUCAUUUGUUGGUUUGGUUGUCAUUGAGGUAGGGUUUUGCAAAUUUUCCCGUACAUGCAUGAGACGGUCUCACCUAAAAAUUAUACUCGAACUCAUCAUUCUAGUAAUCUUAAUUAUUUUCAAGGUUGCAUGCUAAUUAACAUGAGUACGACGACGAACAACCGUGUGGUGGAGAAGGAGGCGACGGAGGCGGCAGAGGCUGAGGAGGAGGAGCAGAGGUGGGCUGCUUUACAGCGGCUGCCAAUUUAUAAAAGUAUAAGAAAAGGGUUGUUGAGGCAAGUGGUUGAUGAUGGCAAAGUUAAUGUUACAGAGAUUGAUCUUCAAAAGUUGGGGAAACAACAGAAGAAGGUUUUGGUUGAAUCUGUACUCAAAUUUGUUGAGGAAGAUUUUGAAAAUUUUCUCACAAAACUCAGGGACAGGAUUCAUCGGGUAGCAAUUAAAAUUCCAAAUAUUGAAUUGAGAUAUGAGCAUCUGUCAGUGGAAGGAGCAGUACAUGUAGGAAGCAGAGCCUUGCCCAACUUGCUAAAUUCCUCAAUGAAUAUACUAGAGAUGAUUCUUGGGUUGAUACGAUUAACCCCAUCAAAUAAAAGGACCAUCAAGAUACUCCAAGAUGUUAGUGGCAUUGUUAAACCUUCCAGGAUGACAUUGCUUUUGGGGCCUCCAGACUCUGGCAAAUCUACAUUACUACAAGCACUCGCAGGGAGGCUAGAUAAAGACCUUAAGGUAUUUUCCUCGAUACCUUUCUUGAUAGACAAUAUUUAAAACCUAUGUGAUAUAGGAGGAAGUCCAAAUACAUGCCUG